Messenger RNA from Leishmania mexicana MHOM/GT/2001/U1103, 864 nucleotides. RefSeq lists its product as hypothetical. The record is from RefSeq and is a predicted model, not a curated record. The coding region runs from base 1 to 864 and encodes 287 amino acids. The transcript has a single exon. Lineage: Eukaryota; Euglenozoa; Kinetoplastea; Trypanosomatida; Trypanosomatidae.
AUGUGCAGUCAUCUGCCGCCGCCGCCGCAGGCGCAAGAGGCGAACAACGGAAGCCUCAGCAAUGACACGCACGCCGGCCAGAUGGCGCGGGAGCAGCAGCAGAUGAUUGAGCAGCUCAUGAGCACCGGGCUCGUGCAGGCGGCGGACCUCCUCGAGUUCGGCUUCAGCGCCGCGGAGCUCCGCGCCGCCGGGCUGCACCUUCCAUCGCCACACCACCGCGCUGGCGAGCAGACCAAGGGUGGCGGGGAAGCCGCACAAGCCGAGUGGAUGACAGAUGCCCACAGUGAGGAUCGUCGCCGUUGCGGGGUGCCUCGGAAGCGCGCCUGGCGCGACGAUGCAGCACAGGCGCGGCUGCAGAAGAAUGAACGCGCGGCACAAUCGCCUGCUGUAAGUAGCGCCGCCGCAACCGCGCUGCUCGCUGCGGCAACGACCAGAGAGCCGCAGACGGUCGCCAAGUCUGUUGUGACGCCUGCCUUACUGUCGGAGGAGACGCGUGCACGGAGCCUUCAGGCCGCGAGGCUCGUAGAGCAGACUCAGAGCCUGCGGCGGCACCGGGGUGCUCAGGACUGUGCUCGGUGGCUGUGCUACGACGAUACAGAAGACGAGGAGGUGUCUAGCACCGCAUCAACGGGGACCUCCGCGGGGGAGGCAACUUCAGCGCUCGCCUCGAUGGCGCGGGCGGCGGAAACGAUGCCGAAGGCGCGCUGCAACACGGCUCUCGCCUUUAGCGGACUGGACGUUGCGGUUGUGAAGGAGAUCGCGCAGCUGCUGCAGGAAGAGAGCGACCACGACGCCUCCGUUGAGAGCCGCCGCACACGCGAGUACCUCGAGUCCCGCGAGAAUGGCCAUACCCCCUACAUGUAA